Molecule: messenger RNA, 717 nt
Organism: Cylicostephanus goldi
Lineage: Eukaryota; Metazoa; Nematoda; Chromadorea; Rhabditida; Strongylidae
Source: the annotation of a GenBank genome assembly
AUGUUCCUAGUGAACUUCAUGAAUGAGUACAUGCAGUUCAUCGAUUACAUGAGAACCGACAGUUUUAUUGCUUCUUUGGAAAAAGACAUUGCUUUUGAGAAGGCUCGUAAUGCGGAACUACAAGAAAGAGUUCGCCAAGCAAAUGCAGCUGUGGCCGCUCAGAGGUCACAGGGUGUUAAUGCUCUCUAUGAGAGACUGAACGAUCUGGGGAUGAGUGAUGUGGAAACACCCACGGAAUUGCUUCAAGGAUCUAAACAGAUUGUUGCGCAUCAUAAGGAUCUUAAUCAGCGCGUUUCCUGCUACGAAACAGAAGUUGCAAUGCUUGAGGGUAAGAUACGUGCAGUGCGUCCCUUCGGUGACAAACUCAUCGAGGCUUUACAUUCCGUGGGGGAUAAUCCUGUCAAUAUCGAGGAGCUUCUCCAAAACGUGCUUCAGCAGACCGGGAAUGAAGCUUCUUCCAUGCGAUUAGAAUCUGAAAAUGAAUCUGGAGAAGGUUUGCUUAUGUCGCCAGGUGGCGGCCCAACCAACGCCAGCGUAAGCCACGUCAACACUGCUACUCGAAGACCUCGUCAACGUCCUCGUGCCGGACCGAAUGCGCGGGGAAAGGGUAAACCCGAAGAAAACUCGGAGGAAAUGCAGAGGCAGAUUAAUGAAAUUGUGCAGGCGGUGGGUCAUCUUGGUGUUAGUUCCAGUUUUCUUAUCACUAUUUUCGAUUAA